This is a messenger RNA of Owenia fusiformis, 1756 nucleotides long. Lineage: Eukaryota; Metazoa; Annelida; Polychaeta; Sabellida; Oweniidae. The record is from the annotation of a GenBank genome assembly.
AUAAUGUUGGCAGAACACAUAGGCAUACGUCUUGUUAAUACAUAUUAAGCAAAGUGACAUAAAAUGGCCACAAUAGUAUUUAUCGUUUGGACGGUGAUUUUGGGAGGAAUUGGACUUUUGUUGAUUCAAGUCUUCGGCUGGUUAUACAAGUUACAGAAACGGAUAGCUUUCUUUGAAACUUUCCCAGGUCCAAAACUGCACUGGAUAUACGGAAAUUUACACCAGCAUCCUGGCGCAAACCAGAAAGGGCUUGAUUGGAGAAUUAAGCACCAACGGGAAUAUGGAAAUGUUUACCGCUUGUAUUACUCAAUACUAAGACCAGUCCUCAGCUUAGAUGGACCGGAGGUUGUUAAAGCAGCGAUCAAAAGUGGGGCAAAAAAAGUUUUGUUUGGACCCAGCUAUAGGUACUUCUAUCCAUGGUUAGGAGAUGGUCUAUUGGUAAGCGAGGGUGCUAAAUGGUUCCGUAAUAGACGCCUCUUAACACCUGCUUUUCAUUUUGACAUCUUGAAACCUUACACCAACGUGUAUAACACGGCAGCAGAAAAAUUAGGGGCCAAAUUUGACAGAGUGUGCGACAAAGGCGACAGUUUUGAAAUAUUCAGUCCGGUCAGUCUCAGUACGUUAGACGUCAUGUUAACAUGUGCGUUUUCAUACAACCAGAACAUCCAAGAGACUGGAGAUGAUCACCCAUACGUGAAAGCAGUGAAGGGACUUGCCAGCCUUUUCGUUAACAGAUUUUUCAACCCAAUUAUGGACAUAGACUGGAUAUACUAUCGUACAGCAGAUGGAAAACGAUAUCUUGAAUUAUCAGAGUUUACGCACAGUGUUUCUGAAAAUGUAAUUAAAGAGAGGAGGAAAAACCUGAAGCAAAAUCCUGAUUCUGAUAGAGGUCGACUAGAUUUUGUGGAUAUUUUACUGUCGGCUAAAGAUGAAACUGGAAAGGGACUUGACGAUGUUGAAAUUAGAGAUGAAGUCGAGACAUUUAUGUUUGAAGGCCACGACACAACUGCAAGUGCUAUCUCAUGGAUACUUUACUCGCUAGCCCAUUACCAAGAAUGCUUAGCUAAAGUACAAGAAGAAUUGGACGAUGUGAUUGGUCAAGACGUCAACCAACCAAUAAAAUGGGAGGACCUGGCUAAUCUGAAUUACCUGACCUUGUGUAUCAAAGAGGGGAUGAGGUUACACAGUCCUGUACCAUAUAUCGGGAGGGUAACGGAUAAAGAGAUUGUGCUUGAGGGAAGAAAAAUUCCACCGGGAACGAUUCUUGAUAUAAACUUAUAUCAUGUCCAUCACAAUCCGGACGUUUGGGGAGAGGACCAUAUGAAAUUCAAACCAGAGAGAUUCGACAUCGAUAAUAGGGCAGACAAAGACAGCUAUUCAUUUAUACCUUUUAGCGCUGGACCACGAAACUGCAUCGGACAAAACUUUGCAAUGAACGAAAUGAAAGUGGUGAUAGGGAGAAUAGUUCACAAGUACAAUAUUUCCGUCGACGAAACGCAUGUCAUAGAAAAGGUUCCAGAACUUAUUAUGCGAGCUAAAGAUGGCAUUAAACUAUUCGUCACCUCUAGGAAAAGGGUGUAGAAUGACAAAUGCUGAGCUUGCACAUUUUCCAUAAACGAUAUUGAAGCAAAACUAUGAUGUAAAAUAUCGUGACAGACAUAUAGAUCACUAAGAUCAAUGUUAACCAGAAGCGUCAAAUCAUAAUAAUAAUGUUUUGUAAAUAUUUUUUAUGGAACAAUAAACAAUUAAAGGGCAU